UAUUUUUAUUACCUGUGAUUGUCUGUGAUGGCGUCUGCAUAAUUCGCUGUCGGCGUCAAUAUUAAUUAUUUUUCAGUUUCAUUUUAUUUAAAAUAAGCUCAAUUGAUUUUGUAGUUUAACUAGUUUUUACGUUCAGUAGGGAUUAAUGUGUAUUGUCCAAGUUGUGAAGUUUUAGUACUUAACCUAGAAAUUUACUAACAAAAAUGACUACCGAGCAAGAAAAUACGGAAAUUGACUGGGGAAAUGAGCGGCUGAGUAGAGCUCAAAGAGCAGUUGAAGCCAACACUUACGAUGUGGAUUCUUGGUCGCUCCUCAUCCGUGAGGCCCAAACAAGGCCCAUCAAUGAAGUACGAGUCAUGUACGAGAAGUUAAUAACCGCAUUCCCGACCACGGGACGGUACUGGAAGAUAUUUAUAGAGCAAGAGAUGAAGGCUAGAAAUUUCGAAAGAGUUGAAAAGCUGUUCCAGAGAUGUCUCAUGAAGAUCCUGAACAUUGAGCUGUGGAGGCUGUAUCUCAACUAUGUGAAGGAGACCAAGUGUAUGCUGCCUACUUACAAGGAGAAAAUGGCCCAAGCCUACGACUUCGCGCUGGAUAAAAUUGGUCUGGACAUCCACGCGUACCCGAUAUGGAACGACUACAUCACCUUCCUCAAGAGUGUGGAGGCAGUCGGCUCCUACGCUGAGAACCAGAAGAUUUCUGCUGUCAGGAAGGUAUAUCAAAGAGCGGUUAUAACGCCCAUUAUAGGUAUAGAAACACUAUGGAAAGAUUACAUUGCUUUUGAGCAAAGUAUUAACACUAUUAUUGCUGAGCGUAUGGCGAUGGAACGCUCCCGAGAGUAUAUGAACGCUCGUCGCGUUGCCAAAGAGUUGGAGACGGUCACUCGAGGGUUGAACAGGAACAUGCCAGCAACACCACCGACUGCAGAUAGAGAGGAGAUGAAGCAGGUGGAACUAUGGAAGAAGUACAUAACGUGGGAGCGUUCGAACCCUCUCCGGUCUGAGGACACGGCGCUGGUGGCCCGCCGCGUGAUGUUCGCCAUCGAGCAGGGCCUGCUGUGUCUGGCUCAUCACCCCGACGUGUGGCACCAGGCCGCGCAGUUCCUCGAUCACUCCGCCAAGCUGCUGCAGGAGAAGGGGGACUCGAACGCGGCCCGCCUGUUCUCGGACGAAGCGGCCGCGGUGUACGAGCGCGCGACCAGCGGCCCUCUCAAACACUCCACUUUGUUACACUUCGCGCACGCCGACUACGAGGAGAGCAGGCUUCAUUAUAACAAGGUACACCAAGUGUACACCCGCUACUUAGACAUGGAGGAUAUCGACCCGACGCUCGCCUACGUGCAGUACAUGAAGUUCGCGCGCAGGGCUGAGGGCAUCAAGUCAGCCAGGACUGUCUUCAAGAGGGCCAGAGAGGAUCCUAGAUCUCGCUACCACGUCUUCGUGGCCGCGGCCCUCAUGGAGUACUACUGCUCCAAAGACAAGAACAUUGCCUUCAGGAUAUUUGAGUUGGGCCUUAAAAAGUUCUCUCACAUACCUGAAUAUGUACUCUGCUAUAUCGAUUACCUGUCGCAUUUGAAUGAGGACAACAACACUCGCGUCCUAUUCGAGCGAGUCCUCUCCUCUGGCAGUCUGAAGCCCGAGAGCUCCGUGGACAUCUGGAACAGGUUCCUGGAGUUCGAGUCCAACAUAGGAGACCUGGUCAGCAUCGUCAAGGUCGAGAAGAGAAGACAGGCCGUGCUGGAGAAGAUCAAAGAGUUCGAAGGCAAGGAGACGGCGCAGCUGGUGGACAGAUACAAGUUCCUGGACCUGUACCCCUGCAGCAUCGCGGAGCUCAAGUCCAUCGGGUACACGGAGGUAGCAUCCAUGUCCAACAAGUCGUGGGCGCUGGGAGGUCCAUUAGCUGGCAUAUCGCCAGAGCUAGCCGCCGUCAUACUGGGACAGAAGGAUAACGAUCCCAACAAGGACAUAGCAAGACCUGACACGAGUCAGAUGAUACCGUACAAGCCUAAGGUCAAUCCCUUGCCCGGAGAACAUCCUAUACCAGGCGGCUCGUUCCCGAUGCCGGCGGCGGCGGCGCACGUGUGCACGCUGAUGCCGCCGCCGUCGUGCUUCCGCGGGCCCUUCGUGGCCGUCGACCGCCUCAUGCAGCUCUUCAACAGGAUCUCACUGCCCGACAAACCGCCAGCCCCCACGCAGGAGAACGGCUGCGACACGAAGCUGUUCGACCUGGCGCGCUCUGUGCACUGGAUCGUGGACGACGACGGGAUCACCACUGUGGCCAGCAAGGCACGUCGACGGAAAAUCGGCGAGGACUCGGAUGACGACGAACUGGGAGUAGCGCCGCCCGUCAACGACAUCUACCGGCAGAGACAGCAGAAACGCGUCAAGUGAUCAUACACGACCAUACAACUCAUACAAACCUCGAAUCAGACUAACAACGUCGGCCAAUACAUCAGACUUAUAAGUAUUGAUGAUGGCAAGUCAUUUGUUACUCAAUAAUAAAGGCUAUUGUUUUUGUACUCACCAGGUGGCGCCACUGUAGAGGAAGGUCAUAGCUUUCAACUGCAAUCCAACUUCAAAAGGCCGAUUGCAGUUUAAGAGCAGUCGGUGUAUCGGAUUUGCGGGCAAUGGUUUGCAAGGCCCAAAUUCUGCUAUUUACAAUGAACGAUGAAUGAAUGAAAAUUGACUUAUAUAAAAAAAAUGUAUUCUCUAAAG
Molecule: messenger RNA, 2711 nt
Organism: Trichoplusia ni (cabbage looper)
Lineage: Eukaryota; Metazoa; Arthropoda; Insecta; Lepidoptera; Noctuidae
Gene: su(f)
Product: protein suppressor of forked
Exons: 18
Coding region: 204-2387 (727 amino acids)
Biological process (GO): mRNA 3'-end processing
Cellular component (GO): nucleus
Molecular function (GO): protein binding; mRNA binding
Source: RefSeq, a predicted model, not a curated record